AAGCAGGCUCAGUUCUUGGCCCUGGCUGUGGUUUACUUCAUCUCUGUUCUCAUGGUGUCCAAGUACCGAGACAUCCUGGAGCCCCAAAACGACAAGAAACUCCCCCAGCGCAGCCAGUCUGCCAGGAGCGCAGACAGUAAUGCUGUCUCUGGCGGUCCCGACCUGGAGAGCAGUGUGUCCCUCCGUCGCCGAGACUCUGGCAUCGGGGAUGACCAUAGCUCGUGGCCCCAGCGAGGCGGACACCACCGCCCAGGGGCCCGACGCCGUGUCCGAGGCCCUGUCCACCCUCUCCUCAGAGGUCAGGGGUCACAGAGACAACCCCACGGCGGACGCCAGGGGCGGGAAGAACGUGAAGGACAUCCUGCGCAGCCUGGUCUCGGCGCCUGCUGAUGACAUCAUGGUGGACCCCAGCCUUCUGCCGCCGGCCUUCCUGGAAGCUGCUAUGGGAAACAACCCCAACCAGUUCAGAUCCUUUGACAGAAGUGUUCGGGUGGCGCCCAAGAAGGUGGGCGGGGCUCCGUCCCCAGGCUCCUCCACUCCUGUCCCAUCAGCCACCGCUGCUGUGGGGGCCGCCGGGACACCAGUCAACGUUGCCGUGGUUUCCACGGGCGAUGCCUCCCAGAGCACCACCGCUGAGGCUGCAGCCGGAUCAGCCAGCACCAACCUGCCAUCUGUCCCCACGCUGUCCCCAAUGACCCGGGACACAGCCCCCAGUAUGAGUAUCUCAGAGAGACUGGAGCAUGCUCUGGAUAAGGCUGCCCCCUACUGA
Oncorhynchus keta (chum salmon) is the source of this 769-nucleotide messenger RNA. RefSeq names its product lipopolysaccharide-responsive and beige-like anchor protein. NCBI's taxonomy places the organism in Eukaryota, Metazoa, Chordata, Actinopteri, Salmoniformes, Salmonidae. Bases 140 to 769 code for a protein of 209 amino acids. The transcript is spliced from 5 exons. The record is from RefSeq and is a predicted model, not a curated record.